Molecule: messenger RNA, 1323 nt
Organism: Saccharomycodes ludwigii
Lineage: Eukaryota; Fungi; Ascomycota; Saccharomycetes; Saccharomycodales; Saccharomycodaceae
Gene: FPR3
Product: peptidylprolyl isomerase FPR3
Exons: 1
Coding region: 1-1323 (440 amino acids)
Cellular component (GO): nucleolus; chromatin
Molecular function (GO): macrolide binding; peptidyl-prolyl cis-trans isomerase activity
Source: RefSeq, a predicted model, not a curated record
AUGUCUGAUCUAUUGCCAUUAGCCACUUAUAACUUGAAAGUUGACCCAUUUAAACCAACCCCAGCUAUCAACAUAUCUACUCCAGUCACUGCCCGUUUGACUUUAGCCGCUGUUGAUCCAGAAGCCGUUGACGAAGACGGAAAGCCAUCUACUUUGAAAAUCAUUAAGAGAAACCCAGAAUUUGCUGAUGAUGAUGAUGAUAUUUUAGGAGAUUAUGACGAAGAUGAGGUCGAUGUCGAAGAAGAAGAAGAAGAAAAAGAAGAAAAAGCAAAAGGUAAAGGUAAAAGAAAGUCAAAGGGAAAAGAAAAUCAAAAGAAAAAAACUGUCGAAGAAGAGGAGGAUGAUGAAGAUGACGACUACUAUGAGGAGGAUGAAGAUGAUGAAUUCCAAGAAUAUGUUAUUGUUACCUUAUCGCCAAAGGGUCAAAUGCAACAAACUUUAGACUUAACAAUUGCUCCGGAAGAAGAAAUAUUAUUUGUUGUUGAAGGUUCCUAUCCAAUUCAUCUAAGUGGUAAUUUUGUUAAACAUCCAUUUGAUGAUCAUAUGGACGGUUAUUAUUCUGACGAUGGAGAAGAAGACGACGACGACGAAGAAGAUGAAGAUGAAGAUGAAUUGGAUGAUGAUUAUGAGGAUGCCCUGGAUGAAUUAGAAGAUGCUAGCGAUGUUGAAGGUCGUAUUGAAGAAAUGAUUGAGGAUGAAAAAGAACAAAAAGGGAAAAAGGAAAAUGAUGAUGAGGAUGAUGAGGAUGAGGAUGAGGAUGAUGUAGAGGAAGAGGUGGAGGAAGAAAUAGAAGUGGAAGAAGAAAAACCUAAAAAAAAGUCAGAAAGCAACAAAAAAAGGAAAGCUGAAGAAGAAGAAUCCAAUAAUAAGAAACAAAAGAAAGUUCAGUUUAAAAAGGAUUUAGAAGAAGGCCCAACCAACAAAAAAGCUAUUGGUACCAAAACGGAAAAAAAACAAAAAAAAGUUGAAGAAGCUCAAAAGGUAAAAACACAGGUUUUAGAAGGUGGUAUUAUCAUUGAAGAUCGUGUUACAGGUACUGGUAAGAAAGCUAAAAGAGGAGAUAAAAUAGGGAUGAGAUAUGUUGGUAAAUUAAAGAAAAAUGGAAAAGUUUUUGAUAAAAAUACCAAAGGUAAACCAUUUGUUUUCAAGCUAGGUCGCGGAGAAGUUAUUAAAGGUUGGGAUAUUGGUGUUGCUGGUAUGUGUGUUGGUGGUGAACGUAGAAUUAUCAUUCCAGCUGCAUAUGCCUACGGUACACAAGCUUUGCCAGGUAUUCCCGGCAACUCUGAUUUAACCUUUGAUGUGAAAUUAGUUUCCAUGAAAUAA